Messenger RNA from Lecanosticta acicola, 688 nucleotides. The record is from the annotation of a GenBank genome assembly. NCBI's taxonomy places the organism in Eukaryota, Fungi, Ascomycota, Dothideomycetes, Mycosphaerellales, Mycosphaerellaceae.
AUGGCCUCCAAAUUGUCCUUCCUCGACGCAGUCGCCCACCGCCGCACCAUCUACGGCCUCAACAAGUCCUCCACGGUCCCUGAUGCCCGCAUCAAGGAGAUCGUCACCCAGACGAUCAAGGAUGUUCCCUCCUCUUUCAAUUCUCAGUCCGCCCGCAUUGUCGUGCUCGUGAAAGAAGACCACGACAAGUUCUGGCAAUUUGUCACCGAUAUUCUCAAGGCACAUGUCCCUGAAGCGAAAUGGGAACAUACCAAGCAGAGGAUGGACAUGUUCGCUGCUGCAUACGGAACUGUAAGCAACCUCCAGCCGUGGAUCAUUCAAAUGAGCAGGUGCAUGUUGCUAAUGCCGUGCACUGCAGAUCCUCUUCUACGAAGACCCAGAGCCCAUUAAAGCCCUCCAAUCCAAAUUUCCACAGUACGCCGAUAAGUUCCCCCAAUGGAGCGAGCACACUUCCGCAAUGCACCAGUAUGUGCUUUGGACCGCUCUUGAAGCCGAAGGGCUAGGAUGCAACCUGCAGCACUACAACCCCCUGGCCGACCAGAAGGUCUCCGAGCAUUUCGGCGUGCCAUUGGAGUGGAGCCAGAAGGCCCAGCUGGUCUUCGGAGAGCCGGCUGAUGCGAAGAGGGAGAACUUGCAGGAGAGGACAUUCCAGCCUGUUGAGGAGAGAGUCAAGUUCUUUGGACUCUGA